Molecule: messenger RNA, 493 nt
Organism: Moneuplotes crassus
Lineage: Eukaryota; Ciliophora; Spirotrichea; Euplotida; Euplotidae
Source: the annotation of a GenBank genome assembly
UGAAAAUAGAUAUGAGUGACAGGGAUAUUAAGAUAUCAACCAAGGCUAUUUUGGGAUUAUUUGGAGGUUUAAAGACUUCUGCUAUAUAUACCACCUUUGUUGCUCCUAUUGUCGCUCGCUAUGAAGUAUCAAAAUUUCCAGAGAAAAGAUUUAUUUGGGAAUAUUUGAGGAUAAGUUCAUCAUAUUCCUUUCUCUUUGUAUACUCAUUUGUAAUGAUGUUUACUACAAGGCAGAUUAUUGAGAAGUACAGUAGCGAUUAUGCACAUGAGAUAAGACAACUAACAGGCUUAAACUCAAAGAUCUGAUAUUCAGCCACAGUAUUUGCCUUUUGAAUCCCUUGGGGAUGGUCAGGAAACCUUCUCUUCACAGGUCGAUAUUUGAAAGGAGCCUUUACUUUGACUCUUUCUUUAUCAAUGCUGUUCUAUUCUAUUACUCAAUACCAAAAUAACGGAAAUUCAUCUGGCUAAAUCUCUCACUUGUAAAUAAUCUAAAA